AUGGAACUGAGAAACGGAUCAGUACUUCAAUACGUAAUAUCUCGGCAACAGUCAAAUAAACAUCUGUUUGGACUUGGAAAGCAGUAUAACAUUGUAUGGAGACAGACAGACAUGACUAAACAGGAGAUAAUCUGUCGCUUUGGUAUAAUAGUCGUGGUUGUUGCUUUACAAGCUGCUAAUUAUUUGGAAGCUAGCUACACCUACAUUCUCCACGAUUAUGAAUUAUCGUGGAUUAAAGCUGAAGAAAGAUGUGAAGAUGACGGUAUGAUACUGUUGAAGAUAAACAGCCAGCAGGAACUGGAUCAGUUACAUACAUUGUUUGGAGACAACAUAUCUGAACGCGCUAUUUGGACUGGCUUACACACAACAACAGAUAAUUGUUCAGACUAUACCUGGAGCGAUGGUGUCGUGGCAACCUGGUACAUAUGGCACCCGGAAGAACCUGAUGAUUGUGCCUCAGCAAAAUGUGUCAGGCUUUAUGAAGGUGAAAUGAGGACGAGACGUUGUAAGAGGACGGGUUCAUUUAUCUGCCAAACACAAAAAGAAACAACUUCUACUUCAACAAAGACUACUCCGACUGAAGCAGAAACCACAACCAGUUCUUUCACCGAGUCUACAACAACCGCAAAACCAGAAACAACAUCUACUUCAACAACGAAUACUCCGACUGAAGCAGAAACCUCAACCAUUUCUGUCACCGAGGCUACAACAACCGAACAAGAAACAACCUCAAGAGCAACCGAUGGUUCUACAAAUGGCACUUUCGGUUCGGGUGUUGGAUCGGAAUACACCACCUCCAGCCUGGUUGAUGGAACUGAAUUUUCGACUGAAAGCAUCAUAGGAAAUAUAACCUGCCUCUGUGACGAGAAUUCACUGAACACUACAGUUGGUCGUCGCGGGAUCAUUCCCUCCUCGCUUGCCCACCAAAAGAACCUGUUAAUGUCAGGGUACGUCCCAGCGUGUUUAAAGAAUACUGAAUGGGGAAAUGGGUCAACAUCACUGAGCAGAGAAGAAAAAAUGGAACUGCUAAAUACUUUGAAGAAGCAACUUAAGCUAGCCAAGGACACCACCAGUUUGUCCAGACGAAAACUUAUCAGCGCUCCUGAUAACAGGACCAGCGCCACAUCCGUCGGUGUUAUAGGGAUAUGCGUCCUAGUCGCCUUGUUUGGGACAAUUGUAUUGAUCGACGCAUCAACAUUGUAUAGAUACUAUAAAAACACUCUUGAAAAAUUAGGUAUGUUACUCUACUGUCUUGUUGUAUUAUGA
Messenger RNA from Ylistrum balloti, 1266 nucleotides. RefSeq lists its product as uncharacterized. Gene Ontology annotation, cellular component: cytoplasm. The record is from RefSeq and is a predicted model, not a curated record. Bases 1 to 1266 code for a protein of 421 amino acids. NCBI's taxonomy places the organism in Eukaryota, Metazoa, Mollusca, Bivalvia, Pectinida, Pectinidae. Gene Ontology annotation, biological process: positive regulation of axonogenesis. The transcript has 7 exons.